GGGUUGGGCUGCUGGCGCUCUCGAGUCUCGCCGUCGACACCACAUUCGGGAGGCAGGCGGCCCAGGCAGUGUGGCUGGAGCGGUGGGAGUGAGUGCACGUACCAGCUGGCGCUCUCCUCUGUCCCUCCUGUAACAAGCUCAGAGUGAGCCUGAGCAUUGAGGUUGGGAGUUUGUUGCCGUAACGAGACGCCAAACCAAAGAAGAUAACAUUUGAGUCCUUCUGAGCGUCAAAUAAGGUCGUCUCUGUCGGGCAGGUGGUCAGCCAAUCAGCGUUUCCCAGUGCAAACGUCAUCAAAGACACAGCCAAUCACAGUGUCCCAUGGUGCACACUUCAUCAAUGGAUCUGCCAGUCAUCUCGUCCCCUGGUGCUGGCGUCAGGGGGACAGCCAAUGAGAGUGUCUGCUGGUGCUGACGUCACGGGUUAAGGCGACACACAUGCUCUUGAAACGUCGUCCUGAAAACGAGUCUGGAACACCACGGAAAGAAAAGCAUAAGGGAAACUGUAUUAAAAAGGACAAAAUAGUUAGAUAGUCUGCAUGAAGAUCUCGAGGUGCUUCUUAGUUACGUAUUGUGUUUGUGAGUGCAUGUGUGAGUAUGUAAGUGAGGAAAGAUAGUGUAAAGACAAUUAAAAAGUAGUGUGUGAAUAAGCAGAAGAGAGGAUCAAGAAGCGAUACACAACGGAAUAGGUUAAAAGAAGAGGGAGAAGACGAAGAAGAAAGGUGUGUACGGGCGGUGCAAAUGUGUAUACGUGAACAUUGAUGAAGUUUUCUCAUGGACGAACUAGAAUUGCAGCCCACACGGAAACUCCAGGCGGCAAGCAGGCGUGGAGGUGCUUGCUAAAGAAACACACGACCCAAACUUCGCCUCCAAGUUGCCGGCAAUGUCCAGGUAAAACGGACCCCCCGAAGUUGUCAUCGCCCACAAACUUUUCCCGUGGAGCAGUGAAUCGCCUUUAAUGCAGCCUGGAAUUAUAAUCAUAUACGCCGCGUUCCGAAGGUUUUCCGAGUGCGUGGUGCUGAUAAAUGUCUGAACUUCGGGCUCAGUGAAACGAGAAAACGGGUCUUUGAUAAUGUGGUGAUGAUGGUGAUGCUUCUGUGUGGUGAUGGUGAUGAAAACGACCCUGGUGAUGAUUCUGUCGGUAGUGGUGUUGAUGGUGAUGAACGGUGGAGGUUGUGACUGUGGAAUCGCUUGGUGUUGACUGGUAAAUGGUGUUUGGGGUUGGAAAGUAUCACAAACAUCAAAUACAGAAGUGGUGGACGUGGUGAAAGACUCAACCCAGCUGUUAUAGUGACGAGACUUGUAGUAGCAGCAGUAGUAGUCGUAGUGGCGGUGGUGGAGGAGGAGGUGGUAGCGGGGGAGGAGGGUGGGGUGUGGUGGUGAAUGUUUCUGUUAGUGGUGGUGCCUGUUAAGACGCAAAGAUGGCGGCGUUUGAGUCCUGCGGGGGCGGGGCCUGCGGCGGCGGCGGCGACGAGGGGAUGGGCAAAGGGCGCGCUGUGGUGGCCGCCGUGCUGAGCGUCAUCUCCCUGGCCGUGCUGAGCCUCCACGUGGCCCUCUGUCUGCACUACCCUUCCCCGCUCUUCGCCGUCACGCUGCUCCUUAAUCCAUCUCUCUGGAUGCUGCUGGGAGCCGUGGGGAUGGGCUGCGCUCUGGCCCUCACCUACAGGGAGCGGCAGAGGAAGGUGCGAGCCGCCCUUUGUACCACCUGCCACACCCGCUACGGCGCCACCGUCGACGGCAAGUGGCGGGAGGGGAUGGCUCCACGUCCCCGGGGGCCCUCCAGAGCAGUGUACGCCUACAAUGGCAUCUCGCACAAAUUCUACGCUUCUUACGGUGCCAUGAGUGAAAAGCCGGGCGGGGGGCUGAAGCACCCCGCUGCACUGCACAAACCCUCAGCCCCCUCAGUCAAGCAGGCCCCGCCCCCCGCCCGUCAGGAACCAACACCAGUCAAGGCAUCACCUGAACCAGAGAAAGACGAGGAAGGGGGAGACGCCCCAUCAGUGGAUGCCAAGGAAUUGCAGUCGCCUGGGAAUAGCUCCAACCCCGACCCUCCUUCGGCCCCAAACACUGACUCGUCAACCGUGUCUGUUACUAUCGAGUCACCGGCAACAACGUCUAUUACCAGCCACACUGACAGUGACAAGAAGGUCCCGCCAGCAGCUGCUCCUGAAGAGAAGCUUGCAUGCAACUGUCUCUCUAGGUACGGCGGGAUGAGGCAGAGACCGAGGGAGCGAAUCCACCAUCGGACACCCGGUGACGGCGGAGCACCCAGGCGCCGCACAGCCCAGCCUGAGGUGAGGACGGUCGGGAAGUACAACAAAAGGAUCCUGAUGCAGUGCCGGGCACGAGACCCGAAGGAUGUGCCCGUCCACCUCUUUAGCGCCACUAGCGUUUCUGCCAACCAAGAUACAGUAUCCACUGCCACCACAGCGUCACCUGCAACCACUUCGGCUGACUCCUGCAGUGGUUCGCGUCCUUUGCCUCCCCGCGGCCUCUCCAGCGCCACGAAUCUGUCGCUGGCUGAGGAAAGCAACGCUCCCAGGGAUAAGGAAACUCUCCCCCACUCAGGCUGCGACCCACCGGAAGCUUGCAAAUCACAUGACUCCCAUUCUCCAGCUGGCACACGCGCUCCGUCCCACAGACCCACACCACGCCCUCCGUCCCCCGCACCCCCCUCGCGUCCCUCUCCGUCCCCCCCGCUCACUCCCGCCGCCGAGGGCAUCAGCUCCGGCGACUCUGCUCACGAAGCUUUUCAGAGUCUCCAAGACCCCGAAGUGGCCUCCAUGUCCUCUGAGUGUGGACUCCUGCCCUCCAGCGAGGAGCCCAGCGCCCCACACCGCUCUCCGCUCUGGGCGCCGUGGGGGAACGCGCGGCGGGAACGUCGGUCAGAGGAGCGUCAGGCCGGCAGCGGGGGCCGGCCGCCCCUCAGCAGCCUGCUGGCCACCACGCGGCGGGUCCUGGCCAGGCCUCGGUGGACCCGUCAGGAGGAGCGCACGCCCCCUGCUCUCCAGCUGUCCCCGUCCUCGCCGCGGAAGAGGCGAGUCCCGGGCUCCAUCCAGGGAGGGAGACUCUGGCGGCACCGGAAGCCGUCGCCGGGCAGGACAGUGACUCCACGGGGGGGCGAGGGCGCGAAUCCCCCCGAGAGUGUGGGAACGAGCGGCUUUGGGGCUCCCAAAUCCGAUGGUCCAGAUCCCGUGAGCCCCGGCGCCCCUGCCAGGCCCCGGGAACGCAAAAUUAGAAGGACGCGGCCCCGGCCGCGUCACCGCGAGGCAGCCGGGGACUCCGUUUUGUUGCUCAGCGACGACGCCACGGAGGAGUGACCGGGGCUCCUCCGCCACGCCCCAGAGUCUGGUAACACACGUAAUGACGAAGAUUAUAUUUUUUAUAACAUAGCUUAAGACCUCUAUCACAAACACGUAGGAUUAUCUUGAAACCUGCAAGUUUAUGAUAAAAAUUGGUGCCAUAUGAUUUUACCCCCUGUGGUAUUACUGGAAUAGUAAAUAACAUUUGUUCAUUAUUGUUGAAGAAUACCAUGGUAGGCCAGCAUGUAUACAUCAGAAAACCCGGCAAUUACGUAUUUUCUGUAGCGUAGGUAUUACGCAAUCAUUGCGGUUGCCUUAUAAUGGAACGCUCACUAGAGUAUUUAGGUGUCGUGUUUUGCCAAACAUUUGCAAUACCAAUGAACCGUCGACAUUUUAACGUAAUUGUUCGAUUUCACAAUGUAAACAUUCAUUAUUAUUUACGGGAAUAGUUUAUUGGUUGAGCGUUUCCGCUGGUUGUAUUUGCAAACAUACCCCUGGCUGAUAUUCAUACAUGUCUCUUUGUUUGGUACGGAGACAAAGGACAGGCAUGUGUUUGUAUCCCGUUCUAUUGGGGGUUGGCACGCCGGGUCGCGCGGGUCACUGAUUCACUCAGUGCUGGGAGUCACACAGAGUCAGCCGUGGCGGCCGAGGAUCGUGGCGGCGGCGGCUGCCCUGCCUCGGCGUGACGGUGUCGGCCUGCAGCCCAGCACACAGGUAACACGCCAUGACUCUCGUACCGUGGAAGAUUUAAACAGCGGUGUUAUUCACCUGAACGAGCUGGGACAUUUAAAGGUGGAGCAAGGACUAACGUGUUCGUUAAAGAAGACCGCUCAAGGUGGCCGCCGCCCCGCCGCGGCUCGCGCACAAAACACGGGAGCCACUGACACUGGCCCUGGCGUGCAGGUGUGGCGCGGGGUUACCCCGUUGUGAGUCACGGGGUCACAUUUUCACGAGCCUAUACGAGAAUAAUAUUUGGGCAUUGUUUGUUGCAGGAUUGUGGACUUUUAAUAUAUUAUGCGUAACACUAUUUGAGGCUUUGUAUCCAAAAGAAACGAGGGUUGUGAAGCGAGAGUCGUGCUCGUCGUUAAUAUUAAACUUAACGACAACUCCAAACUGUAGCCAUAUAUUUAUAACAUGCAGAGAAAAUUCACUUCUGCUGCUAACACCUGGCAUGUCACCCUGCCAUGAGCCCUUAGACUGAAGUAUUUCUUUUUGGUGGUAGCACUGGUAGGUAGGUUCCUUGACCCCAUCUGACAAUUUGUUUUAUCAUUUCUUUCAUUAUAAUAUUGACUGACCUGAGCAGUCUGUUUCAGAGAUACCAACUGUUUAUUUCUGGAUACAAUGUGAUUUUUAACAUCAAUAUAUUUUUAACUGGAAAAAGCUCUGCAACCUAACUUGUAGCAUCCUAUGGCCGCUGUUAUAAGUACAGUAAUAUCUCCGCUGAAACAGUAACCUAUCAAAUUAAAUAGUAACAUAUCACAACAUAUCGGUCAAAAUUGUAACCUAACCUAAUGGAUAGCAACCUGUUGCCACUGAAAUGGUAACCAAUUGUUGCUAAGGAUAGUAACCUUUUGCAGCUGGAGUAAUAACCUGAUUAUAUUUGAAUCCGUGUCUCCCCACAUAUUUGCUACUGCAAUAAACAAUAUCCCUUUCACGUUUUAAUUACAUUAAUGCUGAAGAGUUGAAGGACAUCACUACUUUUAUGACAACAUCUGUCUGAUAGUUACAAUACCUGUACUGUCAACUUAAUCCAAAGCAAUGCAGCUGAUGUGUUUAUAAGGAAGCCAUGACCACACCUCCAUACAGGCCUCUGUUGCAAGGAGAGCCUCAAUUAUGGUCCUGUGUAUUGAGGAAAAGUUAUGUGUCCAGUACAAAAUGAUGCACAGAUGAUAUAUGCAUCAACUCUCUUUUCUCAGCCUCAGCCUCAUUGUCAGGGGGGAAUACCACUUCAAGAGAAACUGACCUUCUUUGGAAUUUCUUUUUUUCAAUAACCUACCUGGGAAUUGAACCUGGGACCUCAAGACACCAGGUAUACUCUGGCAUCAAGCCAAAGGUACCCCCAGGCUUAAGGUUUUGUGAGUCUGUGUCUCAUGCCAUUACAUGGCAUCCCUUCUUCUUAGAUCAAUUACUUUGACUUUUCUUUAUUCACUCUUCUUCACAUCACAUUUUAUAUGGUAGCAAGAUCUGAGACCCCCUUCCAGAGACUUGAGUCAUCCAAUAUCUUACCCCUACAUGGGGAGAAACACAACAAAGGAUGGAUCCCACUGCCGGCCACCACUCUCAAUGGGGGCAGGGCACUUUUCAAAGCACUUGACAAAUUGAUCUACUUUGGAAUAAAUCUUUUUCCCAACAACCCUCCUGGAACUCAAACCAAGGCUCCAAGAUGCAAGGCAGAUGCUCUAGUGUCAAACCAAAGGGUGCCCCAGGUUUAAGGCCCUUGUAGUCUUUAUCCUUAUCUUGGGCCUUUACAUCAUUGGCUGGAAAACAAAAAUAGUUGAUGGAAAAUUUUCUUUUUUACUCUUAUUUUUUCCAUAUUUUUUUAAGCUCAAAGCAACUAUUAAUUGACUAGUUUGAGACUUUGGUGGUCGGCACAACUCUUUGCAAAGUAAGUGGAUUUUAAUUGUAAUCUUGGUGCUCCACUUAUUUGCAGUUACAGUUUAAUUUAUAGUUGAGAAAUAGGUGAUCCUUGGCCAUUCAAUGACACUUAAUAGUUAGCAAUCAUUUGUGCAAAACCUUUAGGUUUUGGGAGAACCAGUUUUAUGUGCUGACUACUCAGCCACUGCCUUAUGUUGCUGCUGCUGUUUCUCAACAUCUAAGAAGCAUGUAAAAUUUUAGAAAAUUUUCAUCAAAGAUGUCUUCCCUGUUGAAGUGGGAACAACAUUUUCAGAAAACUCAAAACACCAAACAGAAAAAUGCAGUAGGAGUUGUCAUAAGUUUGAUAAUGUCCAUACAUUAGACAUCAGUGUUGGUUGUCAUUGAGGAUAAGUGACUACAAAAUAGAAGUGCAAGUUGGAUGGAAGCUGCAAAAAUAUCAAGUAUUGGGUUAGGAUAUAUGUGUCUUGCAUUACUCUGCACUCUGAUAAGAUACAAGGUUGUGAUGAGGCAUAAGGGGGUUUCCUAAAAUAUUUUUUUGAAAUUUUGAUGCACUUUAUAGUCAAGAUUUCGAUAUUUGGACAAAUUAAAUACAUGUACUGCAUAAGAUCUUUACUUCAAUUAUUUUAUUGAUUUUAUGGUGAAAAUUGACCAAAGCACUCAAAUACAUACUAUGAAAUGUGACCUAUAAAAAUAUAAUAUUUAGUAAUACAUAAAACAAAUGUAUCAAUCCUGCUGCAAUGCUUCAUGAUGCACAUUCCCCUAUGAAUAAAUAAUAGUGCUUCAUUUCAGUAGGACUAGACUGUAGCUUUCUUAAGGCAUAUUACAUUGUACCAUCUCCCUCCGUGUAUUAACUUGGCUGACUAAUCAUUUCUAGAACACCACUUAGCUUGUGGAAAUCACAGUAGACAAUAUAUUAUUGUAGAUUUGCUCACUUUGUCACCGAAACACUCUAUACUAGCACCAUUUAUUUAUUAUUACUAGACUGUCAGUCCUAAGUUGUUUAUUGGAUAAAUAUAUCACUAGUCCAGUUACUUAGGUGUAUUCACACUCUUGUUCACUAUGUAUUGUUAAGCGCUCAAGGGAAGGAGACCCAAGGAACCCUUCUCAGCCGAUUACCAUAGAUUCUUGAAGCUAUUUGUAUCCUCAGUUGUGCAUUUUGAUAUUAAAAAUUUUCUAUGUUUGUGAGUUUAAGUGUUUUGGUGUGUGGAGGGAUAGGAAAACAUUUCCAUUCUGUGAGAAUAUUUGGAUGUAGCUGAAAAUUAAUUUUGAUGGCUGAACUUGGGGCUAUCAGCAAACACCAGCAUAACAGAUCCACUGCUUCAGAACACAAGAUUGACAGAAACAUUCCUAUGCUACCUGAAAUAUAUUCCAUAAGCAACACAUGUUAAAAACACAUAUGUAAUGUAUUUUUGUGACUUACUAGUAAUAAGCUUCAAUAUUGCUAUUUUACAAUUAUAUCAUAAGACAUAUAUAUUCUGUACAAUUCUUGUUAAACUUGUAUAGUUCAUGGAGAAAUACAUUUUGCAGGAAUUUAUACUAUAAAGCAUAAUAUGAGCUUUCUCCAAAAUAAUUGUUUUCAGAAGCACAACAUCCUAUAUCAGAUAGUCAUAGGUAUUAAACUUGUUAUAUAUUUAAAGGUUUUGGCAUUGUGCUGGUUUUGUUGAGAAGAAUGCAGAUAUUACAUUGUGGAUCUGAACAGCUCAAUUUUUGUAUGCCACAAGUUAUUUAUUAAUGGCAUCCAACUCCCCUUUUA
Molecule: messenger RNA, 7647 nt
Organism: Eriocheir sinensis (Chinese mitten crab)
Lineage: Eukaryota; Metazoa; Arthropoda; Malacostraca; Decapoda; Varunidae
Product: nascent polypeptide-associated complex subunit alpha, muscle-specific form-like
Exons: 5
Coding region: 1419-3317 (632 amino acids)
Source: RefSeq, a predicted model, not a curated record